CAUCCCAAUUCUCCCUCCACUUUUUCUCGAUACCGAGAGGGGAAGAAAUUGGACAGAGGGUUUCUCAAAUUUUUUCUGCAAAAAAAUUGGAAAAUAAUUUCACAAAAAAAUGACGGCGGAAGUAGCAAUUGGCGCGGCGGAGGUUCUGUCGCGGCCGAACGGCGAUUUGAAAUCCGGAAACCCUAACAGCGCCCCUGUUUCGGCUGCGAAGAAGUCGCGGGAGAGCGAGCGUCGGCGGAGGCGGCGCAAGCAGAAGAAGAACAAGCAGAAUACCGCCGAAGGUGAUGACAGCGACGCUGCUGCAGAGGAAGGCAACAGUGCCGCCGACGACAGCUCAAAGGAGAACGCCGAUCCACAAAAGGUUCCAGAUGUAGAGAUCGAGUAUGUACCUGAAAAGGCAGAAUUAGAUGGGGAGUUGAAUGAGGAAUUCAGAAGAGUCUUUGAGAAAUUCAAUGUUAUGGGAACUGCUGCUCCGGAGGAGAAUGACAAAAAGGAUGACAGUACUGCAGAUGCAGUCGUGAAGAAAAAGGUUGACUCAGAUUCCGAAGAAGAGGAGCAGGAAACUCAACAAAAGGAGAAGGGGGUCUCUAAUAAAAAGAAAAAGCUUCAACGUCGAAUGAAGAUUGCUGAACUCAAACAGGUCUCUACAAGGCCUGAUGUUGUUGAGGUAUGGGAUGCCACUGCAUCAGACCCUAAGCUGCUGGUAUAUCUGAAGUCGUAUCGCAAUACUGUUGCAGUACCACGGCACUGGAGUCAGAAAAGGAAAUUUUUGCAGGGGAAGAGAGGUAUAGAGAAACAGCCUUUUCAGCUUCCUGACUUUAUUGCUGCUACAGGAAUUGAAAAAAUCAGACAAGCAUACAUUGAAAAGGAGGACAGUAAGAAGUUGAAACAAAAACAACGGGAGAGGAUGCAGCCAAGAAUGGGGAAAAUGGACAUCGAUUAUCAGGUCCUGCAUGAUGCUUUCUUCAAGCAUCAGACAAAGCCUAAAUUGUCAACACAUGGUGAUUUGUAUUAUGAGGGGAAAGAAUUUGAGGUAAAACUGAGAGAAAUGAAGCCAGGGAUGUUGUCACAAGAUCUAAAAGAAGCUCUCGGCAUGCCUGAAGGCGCCCCUCCUCCGUGGCUCAUCAAUAUGCAGAGAUACGGCCCUCCACCUUCUUAUCCUCAUCUCAAAAUUCCAGGGCUUAAUGCUCCUAUUCCUCAUGGAGCUAAAUUUGGCUAUGGACAUGGAGACUGGGGUAAACCUCCUGUGGAUGAAUAUGGACGCCCUCUCUAUGGAGAUGUUUUCGGUGUUCUGCAACAAGAACAACCUACUUAUGAGGAGGAACCAAUUGAUAAGAGUAAGCACUGGGGUGAUUUGGAGGAAGAAGAAGAGGAGGAGGAAGAAGAGGAAGAGGAAGAAGAAGAGGAAGAACAGAUGGAGGAAGAGGAACUACAGGAUGGUAUUCAAUCUGUCGACAGCCUUUCAAGCACCCCUACUGGUGUUGAAACUCCUGAUGUUAUUGACCUGCGAAAGCAACAGAGGAAGGAACCUGAGAGGCCUCUCUAUCAAGUGCUAGAAGAAAAGGAAGAGAAAAUACAACCCGGAACUUUACUGACAACAAGCCAUACGUAUGUUAUUAACACUGGCACACAGGACAAAACUGGCGCUAAAAGGGUUGAUUUGCUAAGGGGCCAGAAAGCAGAUAAAGUUGAUAUCACAUUGGCCCCCGAAGAGUUGGAUCUCAUGGACAAUGUUUUGCCAGCCAAGUACGAGGAAGCUAGAGAAGAAGAGAAGUUGCGCACUCAGCGAGAAGAUUUCAGUGACAUGGUUGCUGAGAAUGCAAAGAAAAGGAAGCGAAAGAUGCACGAUAAGGAGAACAAAUCUAAAAAGAAGGAUUUCAAGUUUUAGGUGUGUUUCGGAUUCUAACGCAGCUUUCUUGGGGAUGCUGUGCAGCCAUGAAUGUGUCUGAAUGAUGCUCGACUUUUCUUCUUCUCUAUAAUGUUUGUCGUUCUCUUGAACUGCAGACAAUUAUGAUUUUGUAUUCUAGUAACACAACUGUUGACUUAAACUAACAUCCUUUCUGUAGUUUAAAAAAAAAUUGCUCUUCCUUU
This is a messenger RNA of Erythranthe guttata (spotted monkey flower), 2091 nucleotides long. RefSeq names its product proline-rich spliceosome-associated (PSP) family protein. Gene Ontology annotation, cellular component: nucleus. Lineage: Eukaryota; Viridiplantae; Streptophyta; Magnoliopsida; Lamiales; Phrymaceae. The record is from RefSeq and is a predicted model, not a curated record.